CGCCCCCUGCCGCGGCCCGGCUCCAUUUAAUGGCGCAGACGCCGGCGGCGGCGGGCUCCUGGCCGGGCCAGCGCAGCGGAAGAGCCGAGCCAGCAUGUCGGGGACCCGAGCCUCCAACGACCGGCCCCCCGGCGCAGGCGGCGUCAAGCGAGGGCGGCUGCAGCAGGAGGCGGCGGCGACCGGCUCCCGCGUGACGGUGGUGCUGGGCGCGCAGUGGGGGGACGAGGGCAAAGGCAAGGUGGUGGACCUGCUGGCCACGGACGCCGACAUCAUCAGCCGCUGCCAGGGGGGCAACAACGCUGGCCACACGGUGGUGGUGGAUGGGAAGGAGUACGACUUCCACCUGCUGCCCAGUGGCAUCAUCAACGCCAAGGCCCUGUCCUUCAUUGGCAACGGGGUGGUCAUUCACUUACCAGGCUUGUUUGAGGAAGCAGAGAAGAAUGAAAAGAAAGGCCUGAAGGACUGGGAGAAGAGGCUCAUCAUCUCUGACAGAGCCCACCUUGGUACGUUUCCCACUGGGGUACAGGGAACAGCCCCUCCUGCCCCCAUCAUUGCCAGCCAGCCCUGCUCCUACGUGGCCACCGAGAUCAGGGAAGUCCCCAAGGCCUUCUUGUUCCACAUGGCUGCAUUAGCUUGUACAUUCUUUUUAAAGAGCUUCAAGUUGGGAGCUGGGUCAGGGAUCACGAGCCCAUUUGCAGAUGGGGAAACUGAGCCUCAGACACUCAUGGUCACACCCCAGUGUGUCCUUUUUGAAAUCUCGACCACCCCCUUCCCAGGAGACUCAGGCCAGCAGGAGGCUGUCGAUGGACUUCAGGAAGUGCAGCGCCAGGCACAAGAGGGGAAGAAUAUAGGCACCACCAAGAAGGGAAUCGGACCAACGUACUCUUCCAAAGCUGCCCGGACAGGCCUCCGCAUCUGCGACCUCCUGUCAGAUUUUGAUGAGUUUUCCUCCAGAUUCAAGAACCUGGCCCACCAGCACCAGUCGAUGUUCCCCACCCUGGAAAUAGACAUUGAAGGCCAACUCAAAAGGCUCAAGGGCUUUGCUGAGCGGAUCAGACCCAUGGUCCGAGAUGGUGUUUACUUUAUGUAUGAGGCACUCCACGGCCCCCCCAAGAAGAUCCUGGUGGAGGGUGCCAACGCCGCCCUCCUUGACAUUGACUUCGGGACCUACCCCUUUGUGACUUCAUCCAACUGCACCGUGGGCGGCGUGUGCACGGGCCUGGGCAUCCCCCCGCAGAACAUAGGUGACGUGUAUGGCGUGGUGAAAGCCUAUACCACACGCGUGGGCAUCGGGGCCUUCCCCACCGAACAGAUCAAUGAGAUUGGAGACCUGCUGCAGACCCGCGGCCACGAGUGGGGAGUGACCACAGGCAGGAAGAGGCGCUGCGGCUGGCUGGACCUGAUGAUUCUGAGAUAUGCUCACAUGGUCAAUGGAUUCACUGCGCUGGCCCUGACGAAGCUGGACAUCCUGGACGUGCUGGGCGAGAUUAAAGUCGGCGUUUCAUACAAGCUGAAUGGGAAAAGGAUUCCCUAUUUCCCAGCUAACCAGGAGAUGCUUCAGAAGGUCGAAGUCGAAUAUGAAACGCUGCCUGGCUGGAAAGCAGACACCACAGGCGCCAGGAGGUGGGAGGACCUGCCCCCGCAGGCCCAGAACUACAUCCGCUUUGUGGAGAAUCACGUGGGAGUCGCAGUCAAAUGGGUUGGUGUUGGCAAGUCAAGAGAGUCGAUGAUCCAGCUGUUUUAGUCGCAGACUGAGCUGAUCGCAACAGGCCCUGGCAGCGUCUGGACUUGUGUAAACAGUGGCAAUCAUGUUCCUCGGCCGCCACAACCAACACCAAAGCAGGAAAACCAUUUUCUGUACUUUUGUAUUUCUGUUGAACCUGUUGGUUUCUACAAUGAUUUUAAACAUUGGAAAGCCAGCCUUGUGUAUAUUUUUAAAAAUUCUAUUUAAAAUGAGCCAAAGUGCUCAGAGACCUUCUAUGACACAUUAGUGUCACAUGGUUGCGUGUCCAGCCAAAGCAGUGUCAUAAUAAACAUCUCCAAUGGCCACUGAA
This is a messenger RNA of Symphalangus syndactylus (siamang), 2054 nucleotides long. It is a transcript of the gene ADSS1, whose product is annotated as adenylosuccinate synthase 1. Gene Ontology annotation, molecular function: GTP binding; adenylosuccinate synthase activity. The record is from RefSeq and is a predicted model, not a curated record. Gene Ontology annotation, cellular component: cytoplasm. Gene Ontology annotation, biological process: 'de novo' AMP biosynthetic process; IMP metabolic process. Lineage: Eukaryota; Metazoa; Chordata; Mammalia; Primates; Hylobatidae.